Molecule: messenger RNA, 2636 nt
Organism: Colius striatus (speckled mousebird)
Lineage: Eukaryota; Metazoa; Chordata; Aves; Coliiformes; Coliidae
Gene: CD99
Product: CD99 molecule (Xg blood group)
Exons: 11
Coding region: 250-816 (188 amino acids)
Biological process (GO): positive regulation of neutrophil extravasation; T cell extravasation; homotypic cell-cell adhesion
Source: RefSeq, a predicted model, not a curated record
CGGGCCGGGCCGGGGCGGGACCGGGCCGGGCCGGGCCGGGCCGGAUCGGAUCCCCUGGCCCGCCCCGUCUCCCUGGUCACGCCGCGGCGGGGGAGCAGCGCCCGUCCGGAGGGCGCGGCUGCCGGGGCGUGUUCCAGGCGGCUCACCCAAGCCCGGCGGGGCGGUGCCGCUCUCUGGCCGGCCGGGAGCGGUAGCGGUGGGUGCCGGGUGCGGCUGUCAGUGAGCGUGCGGCGUGUGAGACGGGUGGCCAUGUGGCACUGUAGUCUCCUUCCUGUGGCGGUGCUCGUAACCCUCUUGGGCUCUGUCAGAGGCGAUUAUGAUGACUUCAACUUAGGCGAUGCACUUGGAGAAGCAACGAAGCCUCCUCCACCUCGGAAGACACCAGCACCAGAUUUCAAUGAUUUCAACUUAGAAGAUGCUUUUUCCCCAAAUGACCCCAAGCCAGGUCCGCCUGCAAACCCUAGAGACACUGAUAACCCCAAGCAAAAUCCAUCUGGACAUCCUAAAGAUAGUGGCAAAAUUGAGGAUUCAGAUUUACUUGAUGACUCACCCAAAGGAGGAGGCGGUGGCAGUGGCAGCAAUGAACGAAGGGGAUCAGGUCCAAGUAAUGAUGAAGGAACUGAGGCAUCUCAGGGAGCAAUAGCUGGAAUUGUAAGUGCUGUGCUUGCUACUGUAGUUGGAGCAGUAUCUAGUUUCAUUGCUUACCAGAAGAAGAAACUCUGUUUCAAACAAAGCGAUGAAGAGAAUGUGAAUAUGGAAAGCCAUCGAGGAGCACAAUCUGAGCCACCUGUUCAGCGCACACUUCUGGAGAACUAAAUGAAAGAAAAUACGAUGAAGAGCAGAUCAUUGAAACUGGACAGAGAGCCUGCAUUCUGCCUGAAGUAAAAAAAAAAAAAGAGAGGAAAAAAAAAAGGGGGGAAAAAACGUAAUGUAAACAACAGAGUCUGAAGUUGUAAGAGAAAACAGUUCUUGUUUGAAACACCUCUGGGAGUGUGACUUAUACCUGAGUAUGUCUGUAUGGUUAGCCCUGUGAAGCAUUGUUGCACACCAGUAUAUGGCCUUAAUGACAGGAGUGUUGAAGUAUGUUCUGCCUUUACAUUCUUUCCUGUACUCCUGUGUCAAACGGGUGUGUCUCAAGUGCAUUCAGUAUGUUUAACUUUACUUCUCAAAAAACAAUAAACAAUUAGUGUUUUGUUAUGCCUUUGCUUUCAGGCAGUGCAAAAAAAAAAUAAAAAUUAAUGUCCUGUAUGCAGUGAGUGUACCAACCAAACAACUUGGUAUUUGGUGUGGGCACCUGAAAGCCAGUGGCUCACUGCAUGUGGACAAUGGAUCUGGGUGCGGGUGCUGAUCAAACAGUCUGUGUAGCUGCCUGGGUCAGCCACCAGAGAAGAGAAACUUGUUCUUGAGCAUCCAAGUGACAAAAAUUUAGUUUUGUUUUUGCAUUUUUUUUCAUUACAUCUGUCUGGUACAGAUUCAGAACAUCCAAACUGAUGUUCACUUCAUCCUUUCUGUCUCUUCCUGCUUAGCAAGUGCUGAGCUGGUUAGAUAUGAGAAAGCCUGAUUUUCAAACCAGAACCUGUAAUUGUAUUUUAUAUAUUUGGUGAGAUUCAUGUUUGGCAGUUGUCUAAAUAGUUGUGAGUGAAGUACUGGGGAGAGGGGAUCAACAUCUUCAGGCUUCCUUAAGCAAAAACUUCACAAAAAAUAGUGUUGAAUUGAGAAGGCUUAUCCUAUGCACUUAAGGCAGACACAGUAGGACAAUUUGAAAGUUCACAAGAGCAAGACUGACCGGCCUCGUUCUGCAGGCAUCCGUUGAACACUAUAAAUAGCAUAUAUGUGAAGAAUGCUUUUGGACUUGUGAAGGACUGCCAUUGUGAUGAGGACUUACGACUGCAUCCUCAACCGAAAGAGUUUGUGAACUUUGCUGUGGUUCCUGAAAGCCACAGGGAGGUUUCAAGGAUCUGUAGAAAUGUGGAAAUCUGCAAUUCAUAACAGAUUGAGUCUAGAAUAGUAAUUGAUUCUGUCUAAAAAGAAUAGUCUGACCAGUUCUGUUGGCUUUUUUUCUAAUAAUUUCCAAUUUUCAUGUGGUUUUACAGUACAUGUCUUACUGAUGUGCUUCAGACACCUGGCAAAAUUCUACAGAAAUAUGACAUUUCAUGGAACAUCUUAGAAGUCAUUAUGAGUUUGGAUAUUUAACAUCUAAAUGUAUCUGUGCAUUCAAAUAUGAAUGUAAGCCAAGGAUAAUUCAUUUAAGAAUUUCUUGUACAUGUUUCUUAGCUUGCAACAAAGCUUUACACAGAUUGUAGUAUUUUGUCAUGAAAUUAAUUUGUAAACCUCUCUUUGCCCCAUGUCUGCAUAUAUAUAAAAGUGCGAAAACUUUUUAAGUGUGUUUUAAGGGUGGAAAAGUGAUUUUUAUAUAAACAUUUGAUUGAUGUAAAUACAAAGAAAUGAAAUGUACUUGCCUGCAUGACUAAACAGGUAUCUCAUAUCAACGCCAAGUGUAAAGAAAACAGAAAUAAGCCAGUGUUAGGGAUAGAACGGCAGGAGAAGCUGGAGCUAGCUUUUAGCUAACCAAACUCUUGAGUCUUUCUUCAACUUUUGCAAGCCUAAAAAUUACUUAUUAAAACCUCUUAUCAACA